Molecule: messenger RNA, 1182 nt
Organism: Cynocephalus volans (Philippine flying lemur)
Lineage: Eukaryota; Metazoa; Chordata; Mammalia; Dermoptera; Cynocephalidae
Gene: REM1
Product: RRAD and GEM like GTPase 1
Exons: 5
Coding region: 289-1182 (297 amino acids)
Biological process (GO): negative regulation of high voltage-gated calcium channel activity
Cellular component (GO): plasma membrane
Molecular function (GO): calcium channel regulator activity; GTP binding; GTPase activity
Source: RefSeq, a predicted model, not a curated record
GGGAGGUUCAGCCUGGAGCACCCGGCAGCCGAGGCGGCGGGGGACCCUGGACUCCUCGCCACGCCGAGCCAGACCCAGGUUUACCUUGGGCCUGAAGCCAGAAAGCCCCCACCCCAAGGAGCUGAGGGGCCUCCUCCUCCCAUGUGAACAAGAGGGGACUUUGGAGGAAGCCAUCUCAGCAGCUCAUCAGGAUCCUACAGAAGAAGGGGCUCAAAGCAACUGGCACACCGACCAUUCCCCCUUUUUUUGGAAGGAAGGAAGACAGGCACAAAGCCCCCCCUACCAAGUAUGACACUAAACACCCAGCAGGAAACAAAGACCUCCCUGCAUCGGCGAGCUAGCACUCCGCUGCCCCUGUCCUCCCGGGGCCACAAGCCUGGCCUCCUGUGCACAGCACCCUCCACUCAAUCCCAGCAUCCCCGGCUAGGCCAAUCAGCCUCCCUCAACCCUCCCGCCCGGAAACCUUCACCUGCCCAUGAUUGGUCCUCUGAAUCCAGCGACUCUGAAGGCUCCUGGGAGGCCCUCUACCGUGUGGUGCUGCUUGGAGAUCCUGGCGUAGGGAAGACCAGCCUGGCCAGCCUCUUUGCAGGGAAGCAAGAGCGGGACCUUCAUGAACAGCUGGGAGAAGAUGUGUAUGAGAGGACCCUCACAGUGGAUGGCGAGGACACCACACUGGUGGUCAUGGACACCUGGGAGGCCGAGAAACUGGAUGAAAGCUGGAGCCAGGAGUCGUGCCUGCAGGUGGGCAGUGCCUACGUCAUCGUGUACUCCAUCGCCGACCGAGGCAGCUUCGAGAGCGCCUCUGAGCUCCGUAUUCAGCUGCGGCGCACACAUCAGGCGGACCACGUGCCCAUCAUCCUCGUGGGCAACAAGGCGGACUUGGCCCGCUGCCGAGAAGUCUCUGUAGAAGAGGGCCGCGCCUGCGCUGUGGUGUUCGAUUGCAAAUUCAUUGAAACCUCAGCCGCUCUGCAGCACAAUGUGGCUGAACUCUUCGAGGGUGUCGUGCGCCAACUGCGCUUGCGCCGCCGGGACAGCGCGGCCCAGGAGCCACCAGCACCACGACGGCCGGCCAGCCUCGGCCAGCGCGCUCGUCGCUUCCUGGAACGUCUGACGGCCCGCAGCUCCCGUCGCCGGGCACUCAAGGCUCGCUCCAAGUCCUGCCACAACCUGGCCGUGCUCUGA